CUUGACCCAAAUCAACUUAAUAUAAAGUAAAUAUCGUAUACAAACAUCAUUUAAACUCGCAAAAUUGUAAAAAUGUGUACAAUCUACUGAAAGUCAUGUUUACAGAGAACAAAUAAAAGCGUUGACACAAAUAUCUAUUGCAAAUUAACAAUCGGUAUAUUUAUAUCCAAUCAUAUAAAAAACGAUAACCUCGUACGUAUCGCAUCAGUUGCGGUUUUCUCCUCGACACAGAAUGUUCUUCUUAAUGUACUGGCAGUUUUUUGCCAUACCAAUAUGCGCAUUUAUUUCGCUCAAGUUACUUCAGCACUACGUCAACGGUAAAAAAAUUUCCAAUUUGCACCAAAGUGAAAGUGAAUUAAAAACAACCGAUCAAGUUGCUGAAAUUAAGGAGAAUGAAGAUAGCAGCAGUGAUGCAGAGGAAGAGGAAUGGACGCCAAGUUUGGAAAACGUCGAGCACGUACCCUUAAUAUUUGAUGUGAUAUCCCCCGAGGAAUCGCUAAAGCGUUCGAAUAUCUAUUACGAAUUGAUGAACAAGAGAAGAACUGUUAGGCACUUUUCGGAUAGAGACGUUCCCGUUGAGAUUUUACAUAAUUGUAUCAAAACUGCAGGUACUAGUCCAAGCGGAGCACACACGGAACCGUGGACGUUCGUUUUAGUUAAGAGUCUGGAAAUGAAGCGACAAAUUCGCGCUAUUAUCGAAGAGGAGGAAGAAAUAAAUUACAAAAAGCGCAUGGGAAAAGUGUGGACCGGAGACUUAAAGCCUUUCCGUACGAACUGGAUCAAAGAGUAUCUCACGGAGGCGCCGUACUUAAUUCUCAUGUUCAAACAGACGCACAGUUACCGGCAGUCAGAUGGUCGGAAAAAGUUGCACUAUUACAAUGAGCAGAGUAUUUGUAUUUCGGCUGGUAUUUUAAUAUCUGCUAUACACAAUGCUGGUCUUGUAUCGUUAACAUCUACUCCGUUAAACUGCGGACCAGCGUUAAGGGCUCUACUGGGACGUCCUAAAAAUGAAAAGUUAACGUUGUUACUACCUGUGGGUUAUCCUACAAACGACUGUCAAGUACCGGGAAUAGCACGUAAGCCGUUAGAGGAGAUUUUGGUCGAAUUUUAAUUGUAUAUUACUUAAUAUUUUAUUUGCGUUUGUAGCGAUACAUUUACAUUUAAUUUUGUUCAUUGUUUGAUAAUUAAUUAAUAAAUUUCAAAUUAUUAAGGAAAUAUAA
Messenger RNA from Dalotia coriaria, 1220 nucleotides. RefSeq names its product Iodotyrosine deiodinase (gene Iyd). The record is from RefSeq and is a predicted model, not a curated record. Bases 233 to 1111 code for a protein of 292 amino acids. Lineage: Eukaryota; Metazoa; Arthropoda; Insecta; Coleoptera; Staphylinidae. Gene Ontology annotation, cellular component: plasma membrane. The transcript is spliced from 4 exons. Gene Ontology annotation, molecular function: oxidoreductase activity.